Molecule: messenger RNA, 1077 nt
Organism: Pelagomonas calceolata
Lineage: Eukaryota; Pelagophyceae; Pelagomonadales; Pelagomonadaceae
Source: the annotation of a GenBank genome assembly
ACCCCAUACGCCAUCGAUGCGAUGAGCUUGCUGCUGCUCACCCUCACGGCAGCCAGCGCCGCGCCGCGCGAGUGCUGGACCGUCAAGUCCGUGACGGGCCGCGUUCGCGACAAUGUCGGGCACCAGGGCGAGGAGCUCGUUUAUCGCCUCGUCGCGGCCGGUUUAAGACAGGCGCCGCCGCGCGCGGUGUACUGGCCGUGGCCCAUUUUGCCGUGGAGCCGCGAGGUCCUCGAGGCGACGCUGCCGGACGUCGAGGUGGCGAGCGGCGACGGCGCGGAGGCGCCGAAGGCGUGUCUCAAAGGUGAAAAAAUCUGGCGGCCCGAGUACAAGCGGCCGCAGUGGCCCUCAAUCAAGAUCCACGGCGAGGCGCGCAAACGCGCGUACCGGCACUGCAACCUCUACAACACGUCGCGGAGGACGCUCGUCGUGCGGAUCCUGCAGCGGCGCGACUCGAGCGAGUACGUCGUAGGCGUCAAGAGACGGACCGAGGUCUGCGGCGGCGGAGGCAUCAAGCGCAACCUGCGCGACGUCGACGAGCUCAAGGCGACGAUCUCCGCGGCGGCGAAGCGGGCGGGCAUCAGUCUCGUCUUCGAGACGGAUUACGUGGAGAACUCCGCCCCGGGCUCGUUCUGCGACCAGCUCCGGCGUUUCGCGACGGCGGACGUCUUGGUCAGCGUCCACGGCGCGCAUCUGGUGAAUGCGCCCUGGAUCGCGCCCGGCGGACUGCUGCUCGAGGCGCUGCCGUACGGCCACAAACGAAAGAAACACCACGCGCGCCUCCUGCGGAACACGGACCUCGAGUACGUGCGCGUCUGCGGCGUGCGGCCCUCGUCGUCGCUUCCCAAAAAGGAAUCCCUCUGCGAGGGCCGCACCGCCGCGGCGCGAAAGUGCGCGCUGGUGGCGCGCGACUGCUACGAGACGCCGCUCCGGCCCCGGAGCGACGUCUGCGCGUCGUCGGAGCCGUGCGAGUGCCUUGGCGUGUUGGAGAAGCGGUUGACUGGUUUUUUCGCGCGGCGGCGGCAGUCUGGUGGUCGUCAUCGGAGGCGUCGUUCUGGGCGGGGGGAGGAGGCGUUGUAG